Didymosphaeria variabile is the source of this 735-nucleotide messenger RNA. It is a transcript of the gene ATP4, whose product is annotated as atp4 subunit B of the stator stalk of mitochondrial F1F0 ATP synthase. The coding region runs from base 1 to 735 and encodes 244 amino acids. The record is from RefSeq and is a predicted model, not a curated record. NCBI's taxonomy places the organism in Eukaryota, Fungi, Ascomycota, Dothideomycetes, Pleosporales, Didymosphaeriaceae. Gene Ontology annotation, molecular function: proton transmembrane transporter activity. Gene Ontology annotation, biological process: proton motive force-driven ATP synthesis. The transcript is spliced from 3 exons.
AUGGCUUCUCGUCUGGCAAGGAGCGCGGUCGGCGCCGCCCGUCUCCGCCCAUCGCUCCCUCUCCGCACCCUCCCCAGCAUCACGGCCCAGAUCACCCCGGCCCGCUAUCAGUCCAACCUGCCCGAGGACCCCAAGAAGAAGGCCCAGUCACUGCUCGAUGCGAUCCCCGUGCCCGGCAACAGCCCCAUCACCAAGGCCGCCGUCCUCUCCGCCGCCGCCGGUGUGAGCACCUUCGCCAUCAGCAACGAGCUCUACGUCGUCAACGAGGAGUCCAUCGUCGCCCUAUCGCUUCUGACCAUCUUCUGGGCUGUCGCCAAGUACGCCGGCCCGGCCUGGUCCGACUAUGCGCAGUCGCAGAUUGACAAGAUCUCCGGCAUCUUGAACUCGGCCCGCGCCGACCACACCACGGCCGUCAAGCAGCGCAUUGAGAGCGUACAGGACCUCGGCGGUGUCAUUGACAUCACCAAGAACCUCUUCGCUGUUUCCAAGGAAACCGCCCAGCUUGAGGCUCAGGCCUACGAGCUCGAGCAGAAGACGGCCAUCGCCCACGAGGCCAAGACCGUCCUUGACUCCUGGGUCCGCUACGAGGGCCAGGUCAAGGCGAGGCAGCAGCGCGAGCUUGCCGAGAGCAUCAUCGCCAAGAUCGAGAAGGAGCUUGAGAACCCCAAGACCCUCAAGCAGAUCCUCGACCAGAGCGUCGUCGAUGUUGAGAGUGCGUCAUGCCAUGCUGCUUAG